Molecule: messenger RNA, 4671 nt
Organism: Symbiodinium natans
Lineage: Eukaryota; Dinophyceae; Suessiales; Symbiodiniaceae
Source: the annotation of a GenBank genome assembly
AUGCAGCCCCGCUCACGGGCAGAGCGCCAUCGAGAGGCGGCGGCCGCCGCCGCCGUCAGUGAGGAGGCUGUCCAACAGGAAUGGAAUUCCCAGCGGGAAGUGCGUUUGCAGCAGAGGGUCCUGGAGCGCUUCAAAGACAAGGAGCGUGAGGUGGCACAGAUGGAAGCUGCCGCAAACCUCAUGGAAGAGGGUUCAGAAGAGCGCGGCGACCUGCUGAGGCAGGCAGUGCAGCUCCGAGUCGAGCUCGAGAGGGCCCAGGCCAAGAACCCAGAGCUCAAGCAGAUGCUUCAGGCGGAGGCUCAAGCCGCACAGGCAGCCAAAGACAAGCUGGCGCAGGCGGCACAGGAAGAUGGCAAUAAGAUUCCCAAGCCAGCCGCCUUUGAUGAUGCUAAAGGGGCCAAGAAAAGCCUCUUUGGUCCCAGUGCCGGGGCCGCCGGAGGUGGCCCAGCGGAAGCUCGGCUGUUUGGGCUUCCCUCUAGGCCUCAAGCCGCACAGCCUUGCGGAGAGGCGCCGCAACAAGGCCCUCCACAAGUGGAGCCACAGCCGCAAUUACAGCCGCAGAUGCAGCCGCAGAUGCAGCCGCAGCCGCAGCCGCAGUUUGGCGCGACCGUCCUUCCGGCUGCCCUGGCAUCACCGGGACGGGCCUCGCCCGGACGUGCACCUGAGCAUGGGAGCCAAGCUCUGGGAGCGCCCUCACCCUCGGCGCCGUCCAUGCCGUCCAUGCCCUGCGCGCCCUCAAUGCCCUCAAUGCCCCAAGUCUCCGGCCUCGAAGGCCUGGGUGCUGCAGGAGACGCAGCGCAGAUGGAGCGUCGCAGGAGGCAGGAGGAGAUGAGGCGAGUCUUGGAGGAGCAGAUCGCGCAGAAGGAGCGUGUGAUGCCACAGCAACAGCAGGGAUCGCCCGUGCACAUUCACGCGGCUCAGGCUGCGCCAGCUCCUACCUCACCUUCGGCAGGCAUCUCUCCUUCGGGCCUCGGCGGCUUUGGGAUCGCCCCAGAAGCAGCUCACCUGGACCGGCGCAGGAAGCAGGAGGAGAUGAGGCGCGCUUUGGAAGAGCAGAUGGCUGAGAAAGAGCGCCUUGCUUACGCGGAGAAGCCCAUGCCCGGCAAUUUACCAGAAAACUACGGCAUGGGACACAACGGUCAUCCCUUUAUACACCCCACGCAGGGCACGCCGUCAGGCAUGCAGGGGAUGCCGGGGAUGCCGGGGAUGCCAGGGAUGCCGGGGAUGCCGGGGAUGCCGGGGAUGCCGGCGAUGCAGGGGAUGCAGGCGAUGCAGGGGAUGCAGGGCAUGCAGGGGGUGCCGCAUGCACCUGGCAUGGCCAUGCACGGCCCACAUGGCCACGGCCCGCAUGGCCACAGCCCGCAAGGCCAGCCGGGUCCUGGCAUCGGUCCUCAAGGUCCAGGUCAAGGGGCCCCGGGGCCUUCGGCUGGCGUCGAUGGGCUCGGUGCGGCUGGAGAUGCCGUGCAGCUGGAAAGGCGCAAGAAGCAUCAGGAGAUGAAGCGUGCCCUGGAGGAGCAGAUCGCAGAAAAGGAGCGGCAGAAGCGCGAAGCUCAGGCAAGGCGACGGACAUCGGAAGUUCCAGGAGCCGGACAGGCAGCGCAGAUGCAAGGCCUCCAGCCUGUGGAUGCGUACAAUGGGUACAUGGACUACCAGCAGCUGGGAAUGAAUCCGAUGCCUGGCAUGCAGCCUGGCAUGCAGCCUGGCAUGCAGCCGGGGAUGCAGCCUGGCAUGCAGCCAGGCAUGCAACCAGGCAUGCAGCAAGCAAACAUGCAACCGAGUCUGCAGUACCAGCCAAACGGGCAUCCGAACAUGCCAGGCCUUGCCCCGCAGGGUGGAAUGCCUGGCAUGGGUGGUCUCGGUUCCAUAGGCCCAGGCAUGGCUCCGAUGUACCAGCAAGGCCUUCAACAGGGCUUUCAGCAAGGCCAGCAAGGCCUUGGCCAGGGCUUUUCACCUCACUUGGCACAGCCCGGACCUGGCACCCCAUCAGCCGCAGCACAAGGACCCUUGGGACGUCUGGGGGAACCAGAUGCCGGACAGGACCAGCGCCGAAAGAAGCAGGAGGAGAUGAAGCGCAUGCUGGCCGAGCAGGUGGCAGAGAAGGAGCGCAAGAAGAAGGAGGAGGAGGCGCGCAGAAAGCAGGAGGAGGAGCGAGACAAUGAGAGAAUCCGCCGGGAGCAGGCGGCAGAGGAAGCGAGGUUGGAGGCCCGCAGGCAAGAGGAUGAGGCGAAGAAGCGUGCCCUCGUUGAGGAAAACGAACGUGCAGCCGUGGCAAGGCAGGGACAAGAGGAGGAAGACGAGCCGCCCGGGCCGUUGCCACCACGGAAGCCCAUGGCGCGGAGAUCCAUGCGAGGCACGGAGGACCAGGGCUUUGCCAGCGACCGUGGCACGCGUUCGGACCUCUUCGGCUUGCCACAGGCCCAGCCGGCGCAGCCGGCGCCGGUGCAUGCACACCACAGCGCGUUCAACACAUCUCCGAGCUCUUCACCCCUACCUUGGGAAAUGGGAGGCGCAGUUGGGGCAAUGCCGGCCAGCUUUCGCGCAGCUCCAGGACCCGCUGGAACUGCUGGAGCUGCCGGAGCUCCUCCUGUGAACGACAUGCUGCAGGGCUUGAUGCACCAGCAGCAGGAGUUGUAUCGCCACCAACAGGAUGCGCUUGCUCGUCUUCAGGAGGAGGCUGACCGAUUGCGCCAGGAGAAGGAGUGUGCCCGGCAAGACCUCCUGGACAUGAAAGCAAGGCAGCUGGAAGAGAAGGAGAAGGAUGUGAAGAAGCUGCAGCGCAAACUGCAAAGACAGAUGCUCCUGCAGAGCAGCAACGCACCCGGCCAGGCUCCUCUGCACAGUAUGCUUCCUUCAGUUUCUUCAACACCGGUGGAGGGUAGGUCAGGCAUGGGCGGACCUGCUGGCGAGCUAUGGGGAGGGUUUUACUCGAAGUACGAGGCUGUUGAUUCAAGUGCUGAUGGCCCAAGUGGAGAAUCUGAUGCAUCACGCUGGGAGCCUGGAUAUCCUACCGACGACGAGCUGAGCCAGCUGAGGCAGGAUCCCCACACAAGGAUGACAUCUGCAAUCCCUUCCGAUCCACACGCGUGGCCAGUGGCGCCUGUGCCCUGGCUGCAGCCAGCCGAAGCCGAAGCGGCGAACCUGGAUUUUCCUCACAUCAGUGCAGAGGCCCCUGAACCCUGUGCGGGCGAGGCUUCCCUAUUCGAAGACAGUUGGGGCAAGCCCUUGGAAAACACAGCUCAGCUGGAUGAGCGGCUCGGGAACACUGCCGUUAGCGGCAUUGGUAACCUAGGCAACGAGGCUACACAGAUGCUGGAGGGCACUCUCGUUGGGGAUUCAAAGUUUGUGCAAGCGAACACUUUGGGUGCAACUUGGAUCGGGGCCGAGCGAGAGGAAGAGAGGCUGAAAGCCAGUGCCUCACUCAGCAAGAACCUCGCCAUCAGCGCUCAUCUCACCAUGCAGCCCACAACCGAGCCAGCGGAGCCAGCGGGGCCCACGGUUGCCGAAGACAGCCCGAGGGCUUCAGAGCCGCAUGAUGCUCAUGAUGCUCUGACUGGAUCUGGAGGCUUUGCAGAAUUUGCAGACUACUUUCCCCCGCAAGACAGCAAACUCAGUGAAGGCGAAGAUCCAAGCGAUCCCUUGAGUUUGUUGCAGGGUGCGGUCAAUGCGAUCAGGGAGGUGCGUGCAGAGGUGACACAGGCCAACACCAGCUCCAGCUUCGCAGGCGCGGGCCCAUCCGAUGCACCCUUCAGUGCACGUGAAGGCGACGAGGCUCCCUCAGAGUCCUGGGAGGGGGUCUUGAGGCAAUUUGGGGCCGACCAGGCCGACCUCAAAGACUCCAAGGGGAGCGACAAGGGGAGUGACAAGGGUGACAGUCGUGACAAGAGUCUCAAGGGUCUGGUCAUCUCUAAGCCUGGCCGGCCCCCUCGCAGAGCUCGGCACAAGGAGCCUGAUCUGGACGCUGGCCAUCCUGGUGGGUAUCCGAUGGAAGAGAUGCCAGAGAUGUCACCCGAUCUCCUGAUGUCAGGCUCAGGCCAACCGGAUAGCCUCGACUUUCUGCAGGGCUUGGGCUUGGCUGACCUAGCCGCAAGCACUAUGGGCACAACUUCUUUGGAUGGUCUUGGCACCCAACGUCCCAUUGCCAAGGACGACUUUGCAGCCUUUGCUGCAGCCACGCCAGAGGAUUUCGAUGCAUUCUUGUCCAGGCUCCGAUCGCAGCCAUCGCCGAGUCAGGAGAAGCCUGAAGGCAAGGACAGCGCACGGGGUCGGCAGCCCGUAGCUGGAAGUGCUGGUGUCUCUGCAAAGGACAGGGCAAAGUUUGGAUCACCGACCUUGCGAGCUGCUGCUGGCUCCCUGCUUCAAGAUCGCCCCGCCUCCGGACAAUCCCAGAUCAGCGGGGUAAGUGCGAUAAGCGCUGGCCGUCCAGGGAGCGGGGGGAGCGCCGGCAGCCUGAACAGUGGCGUUGCUCUGCGAGACUUGCGGAACCAACGGCGCAAGCCCAGAACCACGGAAGACUAUUUAUCACAUGACCUCCCAGUUGGCGCUGCGCUUCCUGAUGCCGGUCCGGGGACUAGUUUGCAUGCCACCCUCCCGGUUUCCGUACCACGUGAGCCCAGUGCGCUGCAAGCAUUGAGAGAGGAGCGCCGCAAGAAAGAGCGCGGCGUCGGAGACUGA